AUGGAAAGCCCCUCGCUCGUCAACGGCCAUCGGCCCUCCUCCGAUUCUGUCGCAAACCCUGGACACUCAACUAUACCUCAAUCCACCGUGUCUACUUCAUCCUUUACAUCUCGACCUGCUCUUGUCUCAAAAGCAGAUACUAUACAUCGCAAUGAUCCUGUGCUGUCCACAGAAUCCACCUCAACCUCGUCACCUCUUCUUAUUGCUGCCAAUGGUGGCUCUUUGAAAGCCACCGACUCCGGCUUUGACUCCGAACAACUCGACGACAACUCUGUAAACCAACCCUCCAAAAACAAUUGCGACCGCCACCGAUCCGAUCAAGAAAUAAAUCCACGUCUCGUCAAGAUGCCUUCUGAACUGGUCGGCAAGACCGUCAGCCCCUUCCUCAAGGAACAUAUUCCCGGCCUCUAUGCACCUUUUGGCAAGAUCAAGGCAGCGAUGCCUCUGUCUCCAAACUCCAACGAUACUACCGUUAUUCGAAAGAAAGAUCCCAACAGCAAGUUCUGUUACCGUCACAGGCCUGAUUCAAAAUGUCGUCGCGCUGCUGACGAAUCUAAGAUGGGCUUCAUCCAGAGUGAACUCAACAGUCUUUCAUCCGCCGACCAAGAGGCCAUCACCCACGUCUGGUCUCUCUUCUCCGCUGCUCCAUCAAAGCAUCGCGAGCUGAUGCUGCAGGGUAUCAUCACUCAAUGUUGCUUCCCUCAACUGUCAACAGUGUCGCGCGAGGUCCAGGAGCAACUCAAGAUUGAUUUCCUUGCUGCUCUUCCCACUGAACUCUCCUAUAAGAUCCUAUCCUACCUUGAUACAGUCUCUCUCUGUAAAGCCGCUCAGGUCAGCAGGCGAUGGAGGAACCUUGCCGAUGAUGAUGUGGUGUGGCAUCGAAUGUGCGAGCAACAUAUUGAUCGCAAAUGCACCAAGUGUGGCUGGGGCCUCCCUCUGCUUGAAAGAAAAAAACUCAUGGCGUGGAGCCGACAUCAACAAGUUCACCGACAACCGCGUGCCGCCGAUGUGGUUGAGAUCGACGACGAAGCUGAGACCCAAACGAGCGAAUCAAGAAAACGCCAAGCCGACGACGAACAAGAACAUGAAGAGCGAAUUGCCAAACGCACGAGAGUGAAUAGCGGGAGCAAGUCGCGACAGCAGCUUGAACAAGAACGCAAGUUUCGACCUUGGAAAGACGUUUAUCGCGACCGAUUCAAGGUGGGGUAUAACUGGAAGACCGGCCGCUGCUCCAUCAAGACAUUCAAAGGUCACGAGAAUGGCGUCACGUGUCUCCAGUUUGAUGACAACAUCCUUGCCACUGGAUCUUACGAUACUACCAUCAAAAUCUGGAAUAUUGAAACCGGAGAAGUGAUACGCACAUUGCGAGGCCACACAUCGGCAGUUCGCACCCUUCAAUUCGACGAUUCUAAGUUGAUUAGUGGCAGUUUUGACAAGACUAUCAAGAUAUGGAAUUGGCAGACGGGAGAGUGUCUAAGUACGCUUCAAUGCCACACUGAGGGUGUUCUGUCAGUCCACUACGAUGGCUGCACUUUGGCUUCUGGCUCCAUUGAUAAGACCAUCAAGGUGUUCAGCUUCAACACCAAGCAGACAUUUUGUCUCCGAGGUCAUACUGACUGGGUCAACCAUGUACGCAUUGACUCGCCCUCCCGUGUUGUGUUUUCAGCAUCGGACGAUCUCUCGGUCAAAAUUUGGGACAUCGACUCCAAGCAAUGUAUCAAGACAUUCCUUGGUCACGUUGGCCAGGUUCAGCAGGUGCUCUUAAUGCCUGCGGAUUUUGAGCCUGAUGAGAUGCCUCAUUUGGACACCACGGAUGCUGUGUCUGUCUCAAGUAGCCGAAGCAACACCCCGCCUGCAGCAACUUCUGAACAGCCCGUCGAUGUUCGAGCAUCCUAUGGAUCGGGUUUUACAUCUGAUCCUGACCGACCACUGCCCCCACGCUACAUGCUCACUGGUGGAUUGGACAACACUGUCCGUCUAUGGGACACCACCAAUGGCAAGUGCAUUCGCAGCAUGUUUGGUCAUGUUGAGGGUAUUUGGGGUCUUGUUGGCGACACUCUUCGUGUAGUCACAGGUGCCAAUGACUCCAUGACCAAGAUCUGGGAGCCUCGCUCUGGAAAGUGUGAGCGCAGCUUCACUGGCCAUGCUGGCCCUGUUACUUGUGUUGGUCUUAGCGACAGCCGCAUGGCAAGUGGUAGUGAGGACGGCGAGGUUCGAUUGUACAGCUUCGAGGGUGAGCGUGUUGAAGAACGUGGCACACCUUCAUGA
This is a messenger RNA of Fusarium sp. VM40, 2268 nucleotides long. Lineage: Eukaryota; Fungi; Ascomycota; Sordariomycetes; Hypocreales; Nectriaceae. The record is from the annotation of a GenBank genome assembly.